Messenger RNA from Musa acuminata AAA Group (dessert banana), 1459 nucleotides. Its product is annotated as phosphatase IMPL1, chloroplastic. The record is from RefSeq and is a predicted model, not a curated record. Gene Ontology annotation, molecular function: inositol monophosphate 1-phosphatase activity. The transcript is spliced from 10 exons. The coding region runs from base 145 to 1227 and encodes 360 amino acids. NCBI's taxonomy places the organism in Eukaryota, Viridiplantae, Streptophyta, Magnoliopsida, Zingiberales, Musaceae. Gene Ontology annotation, biological process: signal transduction; inositol metabolic process; phosphatidylinositol phosphate biosynthetic process.
GCGCUCUUCUCCGACCACUCCCUCGCCAGCGAAUGAUCGCAUUCCUCCCCUGACCCUUCGCUACCCCAAGUUUCCGAAGCCUUGCAAGAGGUGGAGAAAGAGAACCCGAAGACGAGAAAGAAUUCCACCAAUCUCUCUCUACAGAUGGGUCGAGCCGUUCUCUCUUCCUCUCUCGUCUCCCUGAGACCAAGGAUUCCCGCGGUACCCAAUCCUUUUUUACCCAAUUCGACGCCCAACAACGCCCUGCGGUUUCCCUCGAAGAUUUCGCGGGGAUCCCGAACCCGCGCGGCGGCGGUCUCCGAAUCCCCCACCGGGAGGUUGUUCCCGAGGGUUGCGGCCGAGUCCACGGGGCCGAUCCCCGCGGCGGAGCUGCUGAAGGUCGUGGAGACGGCUGCGAGGACCGGCGCCGAGGUUGUGAUGGAAGCUGUUAAUAAGCCUCGCAACAUUAAUUACAAAGGAAUCACAGAUUUGGUGACGGACACUGAUAAAUUGAGUGAAUCAGUAAUUCUGGAGGUAGUGAAAAAGAACUUUAAAGAUCAUCUUAUACUUGGUGAGGAAGGUGGCCUUAUUGGGGAUUCAUUGUCAGAGUAUCUCUGGUGCAUUGAUCCUUUAGAUGGAACAACAAACUUUGCUCAUGGUUACCCAAGCUUUGCUGUAUCAGUGGGAGUACUGUUCCGUGGAAAGCCAGCUGCUGCAUCUGUGGUUGAGUUUGUUGGUGGGCCUAUGUGUUGGAAUACUCGCACAUUUUGUGCAUCUUCUGGUGGUGGAGCCUUUUGCAAUGGACAAAAGAUUCAUGUUAGUCAGACUGAUCAGGUGGAACGCUCUCUUCUGGUAACAGGGUUUGGAUAUGAACAUGAUGAUGCCUGGGCAACCAACAUUAACCUGUUCAAAGAAUUUACUGACAUUAGCAGGGGUGUAAGAAGACUUGGUGCCGCUGCUGUUGACAUGUCUCAUGUUGCUCUUGGAAUCGUCGAAGCCUACUGGGAAUAUCGUCUCAAGCCAUGGGACAUGGCUGCUGGUGUCCUGAUGGUUGAAGAAGCUGGUGGAGUUGUGACGCGAAUGGAUGGUGGAAAGUUCACAGUCUUUGAUCGUUCUGUUCUAGUAUCCAAUGGUAUUGUUCAUGAAAAGCUGCUGGAGCGGAUAGGCCCUGCAACUGAAGAGCUAAAGAAGAAAGGGAUCGACUUUUCGUUAUGGUUUAAGCCAGAAAACUACAGUACUGAUUCUUGAGUGCGCUAUCGAUCAACGCGAGGUUUAUGGUCUGCCACAGAUUUUGAGUCGAUCCGUAGCAGAAGUCAAUGUUUUCCUCUUUCCUAUACUUAAUUCAGCUUCGAUUCGUUUUUAAGGUGAUAUAAGCUUCGUUUGACUUGUUCUCACUCAUCGAGGACGACGAAAAGAUCCGUACUAGUCACUGCAGUAAGCACUUUUAAAUACUAGUUAUGGAUGGAACCCAUUCAUGGUA